UUCCUCCUGCUCUUCUCCCUCCUCUCCUCCUCCUCAUCUCCCUCCUCCUCUCCCUCCUCCUUCUCUCCUCCUCCUGCCGGACGCCCAGCUCCACCUCUUCCUUCGCCUGGAGCCGCGGGAUCCCCGGCCAGAGGCUGGCCAGCUCAGCGCCAGCAGCAGCAGCACCAGCCCCGGCUCGCCUCGGCUGCCUCCCACUCGUCUCGCUCGCUCGCUUGGCGCUCCUCCAGGACCCCGGCCGGCUCUCCCCCACCCUCCCCGCCGCGCAGCCUCGGCUCUCCAGCCCAGCGCCGCCUCCAGGAUCCCGGGCAGAGAAGGAGGAGGAUAGCCCCGCACGUGGGCCAGGCGGAAGGGAGCCGAGAUGCCGGACCGGCCGGGCUGAGCCGGCGGCGGGCAAGCCGGGCAUGAGGCGCGGGGAGGAUCCGGCCCGCCUGCCCUGAGCCGCCCCCGACAGAGCCGCCCGCGAUGGCCGCGCAGUGACUACUCCCAAGACCUUGAACAAUGGCCGACCCAAGUAACAUCCAGUCUGCGGCUUCUAAGAGCAUCCGUCCAUUCCGUUCCAGUGAGGAGUAUCUCUACGCCAUGAAGGAGGACCUGGCGGAGUGGCUGAACACCCUUUACGAUCUGGAGGUCCAGGUGGAGAACUUCAUGGACGUGCUGGAGACGGGCUACGACCUCUGCCAGCACGCCAACAACGUCAACCGGAUCGCGCUGGAGUUCCAACAGUCGAACCCGGAAGCCGCCUCCCACAUGCGCAUCCCUCAGAAGGAGGUCAUCUUCCAAGCGAAGAACGUGGUCCCCGGCUCGUUCAUCGCUCGCGACAACAUCUCCAACUUCAUCCAGUGGUGCCGUCAGGAGCUGGGCAUCCAGGACGUGGUGAUGUUCGAAACCAACGACUUGGUGUUGAAGAAGAACGAGAAGAAUUUCGUCCUGUGUCUGCUGGAGGUAGCCCGGAAGGGCUCCAAAUUUGGCAUGCUCGCUCCCAUGCUCAUUCAGAUGGAAGAGGAGAUCGAGGAGGAGAUGAGGGACCAGGGGGCCCGUGGGGAGUUGAAGAAAGAGCAGGCGAUCCGAGAUUCGGGGCCCAACAAGUCUCCCGCGUACCUGAACAAAACACCACGGAUAGCCCUGUGUGACCUCAAGAACCUGGAUGAGCUGGUGAGUUUUUGCAUUUCUGUUCUCCGCAGCCACGUGAUGGUGCGUGUAGGAGGGGGCUGGGACACAUUGGAGCACUACCUGGAUAAACAUGAUCCCUGCCGCUGCACUUCCGUCUCUCACCGUCUGACCCAGAGUCGGGGGCUCGGCUUCUCCCCCCAGAAAACGAGUGGCCUGGCCAGCCCCCAGGCAAACAGCCCCACCACUCAGCGUCGGGCUGAAACUACGGGCCUGCAUAAAGUCUCCGAGACCCACCACUUGGGGGAGAAACGGCUCUUGGCUGGAGGGGACCCGUCUCUCCCCAAAGGAAACCGUCCCGUCCCUCCCACCAAGAGGUCUGGGACGGCUACCCCGCCGAGGCAGGGAUCGCUGACUCCAUCCAGUGGGAAAUGUAGCGCGUCAGGACAGAGGGGUGCCAGCCCUUUGAGGGGGUGCACGUCCCAAGCCCACCAGGACACAGUAGAUUCCCACCUUUCAGUCAGGAACCCCAGGGCCCGGCGUCUUUCUGGAGACAGCGACUCCUCCUCCUCCUCCUCCAGGCACAGUGCCAGCUUGGGAAGGAAGCGGAGCGAAGACGCCAGCCUAGCACUCAGGAAGGAGGCAGGGAGGCGUGUCUCUGAGGGACCUGCUUCACAGCUCCACGUCGGGCCCAAACGGCCGCCAACCAGCCGGAGUCAGUCACGAGACCGUCUCAGCUUGCCGAAAACCAUGGCGGUGCCUAGGAAGGUUGAGUCAGAAGAGCGGGGCCGUCCUCGCGUGACGAACCGGCCCAAUAAGCCCGGACCGCAGAGCCCUCGUCCCCGGGCCCGCAGCCAGGGAAGGCCUGGAGGGGAGCCUGUGUUGCUUAUCAGCCGAGCCAAGGAUGGACAACAUUCCUGGACACGAGCCAACGAGACCAAGGAGAACGCCGGGGGUUCUGGAAGAAACACCCCCAGGACCAAGAGCCCGGCAAGGGGUCAGCUGACCCCGGUGGGUUCCCGUAGCCCUGCCCCCACCAAGCGCCGGGGUUCCUUGCCCGCUACCAAAAUAGCCAAUCCCUCCAUCCGAAUGCCUCCACCGGCCCCAGGACGUCAGCGACAGCCCUGCUUGACCGGACAACGUGGGGCCACGAGGCAGCCCCAGUUGGGGCAGAGCGGGCCUUCCGGACAGCCCGACGACCCUUUAGGGCAAGAGUUGGCAGUGAUGGCACAAGCUUUCCGCACCCCGCUGCGCCUCGACCCGAGCCAGGAGCAGCAGCUCUACCGGCGCCUGGAGGAAGAAUUCCUAGCCAACGCUAAAAUGAUAGGUUUGGAAAUGGACGAAGAGCUGGACCCGGGCAGCCAGGCCUGCAACGGCGCCCGGCUCUUGCCCGCGAAUCCGGACCAAGGGACCGCCGAUUCCGCCUACUGCUCCUCCAGCUCCUCCUCUUCCUCCCUCAACGUCUUCAGCAAGUACGGUCUCCAACCCGAGGAGUCCAAGCGGAAGGCAGCCCACCAGACGGCCGGCAGUUCCGAGCCGGUGGAUUUCCACAAUGGCUCGGCAGAAGUUUCCGAGCUCUGGGACUCAUCCGGUUACCGUGACCGAAGGAGCCGCUGGAGGAAACCGGUCCUUUCCAGCUCAUCCGAUGAAAGCAACUGCUACCUGGGACUGAACGACGUCCAGGAGGUCCAGGAGGGUCUGGAGCUGGGCGAGACUCUGGUGGAUAGCCCCUGGGCCUCUGGGGAGCCGGUCCCUUCCCACACAAAGCGGGGAUCCUCCCUCCAGGAUGUCCUGGAGACCCUCGACACAUCCCCUUUGGCACAGUCGUCCCUGAGUAAUCCCGACCUCGUGCCUUCCAUCGACAAGCUGAAGCUGCGCCCGCAAAUCAAACCCCGGGCCGACUCCCAACCAGACAAGACCCCAUCAAAAAUCCCUACUCCCCUCAGCUAUAAGGCUUCCGGAGCCCAGAAGGCUCCGGCGGGAAGCACCUCUGCCAAGGACAGUCCGGGCAGAGGUCGGUCCGAGCGCCGGGGAUGGGCGGCCUUCCACAACAUCUUCUCCUCGUCCUUCGGGGAGUGUUCCGGCGGUUCGGUGGAGUCUGGCGUGGCUGAUGAGGGGGCUUGGGCCUAGGCACCAGUGGACAGCACCGCCUACGCCUCCUCCUCCUUCCCCCCCUGCACCCGCUUCCAUGGUCCGGCCCUGUCCUUCUAGCUGCUUCCGUGGACCCUUUCCCCGUGUGACUUUAUCAUAUGCUGCUGUGCAGAAGAGAGAUUUAUUUUUGGGUGGUGGGAGGAGAGGGGGAUGGAGGGAGGGAUGGAGGAGGGGCGGGUCAGAAAGCUUUGGAUUGCAAAAGGAGAUUCAUCCUUCUAUAUUUUAUUUUUGGAACGAGAGGCCGGAAGACGGCAGAGCUUAAAUUGCGGGACCGAGAGGUUGGCACUUAGGUUGUGUGUAUGCAUGUGUUGUUGUUGUUUGGGGGGGGGUUGCGUACGUGUGAAAGGCUUGCAUGGGGAAGUCCUUUAACACUGGAGACUAAAGGGAGCGUCAGGGUUAAUAUUCACUCCCUUGGUCAAUCACUGUCCAGGUUCCGCCAUCAUGGUGUUUCCCUCUUAGCUCAGCGCAAGCAGUCCUUGAUUUACCAACAUAGAAACCGCAACCUGUAUCCCUAAGUGACACGGUUGGUAACUGAGCCAUGUCCGAUGUUACGACCUGUUUCGCCACAGUCAUUAAACGAAUCCACCUGUCCCUAUUAACUUCCUCAAAAUCCCCCUCCCCGAAAACAGCGAGCAUCUGAAGUUUAAUCACGGUUCGGCUGUGACUCCGUUGUAAGUCCCAAUUUUCAGUGCCAUCGUAACUUGGAACAGGGUUUUUUUUUUCAAUGGUCGUAAGUCGAGGACUGUGUGUAGCACAUCCGCGGGUUCCAACAACGUUCUUGUUUCGUUUGGACAGAAAGUCCAGCACUAAAAGUGUUUUUUUUUUUUUUAAAUCAGGGCAACCUAGUCAAC
Molecule: messenger RNA, 4109 nt
Organism: Thamnophis elegans (Western terrestrial garter snake)
Lineage: Eukaryota; Metazoa; Chordata; Lepidosauria; Squamata; Natricidae
Gene: GAS2L1
Product: growth arrest specific 2 like 1
Exons: 5
Coding region: 499-3237 (912 amino acids)
Biological process (GO): actin crosslink formation; protein localization to microtubule plus-end; microtubule bundle formation
Cellular component (GO): stress fiber; actin filament; microtubule plus-end
Molecular function (GO): cytoskeletal adaptor activity; microtubule binding; actin filament binding
Source: RefSeq, a predicted model, not a curated record